CGAAAUAAAAGGAUCUAAACUUAAUUAUACAUAUAUAUAUAAAUAAAAACGAAAACUAUGGUACAUUAUCUCAUCCUAACGAGAGCCCUAAUCUAAUCUACGGUGAUGGAAGCAUGCAGGUCAGGUCUUGUGGCACAUCCAAUACGCUGCUCCCUGGCUGGAAAGUUCUUCACAAGUCUCGUACCACCGUCCUUAGACAGAACAGAGAGUACACUGCGGCAGCAAUGGAAACUUUCAGGCAGCUUGAAGGUUCUUCCUUUGGAGAAGGACAAUAUUAUCUUAUUUGAGUUCGAGGAGAAGAGAGACAAGAAGAAAGUUGUAAAAGAUGGACCUUGGAACGUUGAUGGCAUUAUAUUAGUCCUCAAAGAAUGCUCACAAGACAUCUCUAUGGCCGAUAAUGAUUUCUCUGUUGCUUGCUUCUGGGUCAAGGUAACAGGUCUACCCUAUUUUAACUACACAGUGGCAGAAGCUGAGAAGAUUGGCAAAAGGCUUAGUGAUGAGCCAGUUUUAUACGAAUAUGACACUUCAACAAGAUGCUUUUGGGUUAAAGCUGAGAUAAAUCUGAAGAAACCGCUCCUUCCCGGGUUUUACAUUGAUGGUAAGGGUCGUAGACGUCAGUUUGUUCAGUUUAAGUACAAGAAUCUUGGUGAGUUCUGUGAACGUUGCGGUAUGAUUAACCAUAGGAUGUGUGGAGAAGCUGCAAAGAUGAGACAUUUAACCCGCAGGUUUAAAACGUAUGUGUAUGGACCAUGGCUGAGAUACGACACUGAACCGGCUGGUAAUGGCUUACCCGUGAAUCCGGACUACUUUGAGUUGUGUUAUGAGAUGGGUUUGGAGUACGAGGGGACUCUUACUUACGCUCAGUUCUUGGUAGAGGUCGAGGUAGAUGUUGUUUACGUGAGCGAGCAUGAGUGGGGCGGGAAGAAACUUGUUCGUUCCUUGUUAGUAAGUGAGUAUGAUUACUGUUUCCGGGUUCCUUGUUCCCCGACACGAGUCGUUAAGGAUGUUUUGGCGUUUGAAGUUGAUAAGAUAUCGUCUCUGGCGAGGCUAACAGCGGAUGACAAGGCCAGCGUGGUCCAUGGACUCGUUGACCACGUAAUGAACGAGAGGGAGACUUGGUCGAAACAGAGAUGGGUUCUUCUCUUAGUUCGUGUCGAGAAAAAAAUAAUGGUACCACCAGUGGAUAUGGAGACGAUGCUUGAGGAAGAAAAAGAAGAAAAACUUCUUAUGGCCAUUACUUCCAAGAUUAGUGAAAGGGUAGAUAGAAGUUUAGAGAAGUCAGACGAUCUACUGAUGAAGACUAUUCGAGAUGCAAUCUUUGAGUUCGGUUUAACUCAGGUUCCUGAUUUUUAUGUUGAGAGUUUGGUGGGAUGGGUUAAAAGCUGCAACUACUUUCCACCUAUAGAUUCCAAAUUAAAGUUGCAUCCUAAUCACAAGUGUUUUACAGUGCUUGGCCCUGAUAUGGAUUUGUUUGGUACAUGCUGUAUAUGUCAAGGAGAUUUCUUCCUUGGAGGAGAAGCAACCGUUACGUCUCCUUGUUCUCAUGUUUUCCACACUCGCUGCAUUGAAGACUGGAUUCAAAUGUCUCAAAAGUGUCCACUUUGUCGUCUCCAGCUUAGUUGAUAAGGAGUAGUUUCUUUUUAUAACCAAAGCCAACGCUUGAUAAGUAGUGAUUUUUGGUAGCAAUACUAAAACAAUUUGCAAGACAUUAUUUCAAUAC
Brassica napus (rape) is the source of this 1720-nucleotide messenger RNA. RefSeq lists its product as uncharacterized. The record is from RefSeq and is a predicted model, not a curated record. Gene Ontology annotation, biological process: protein ubiquitination. NCBI's taxonomy places the organism in Eukaryota, Viridiplantae, Streptophyta, Magnoliopsida, Brassicales, Brassicaceae. Gene Ontology annotation, cellular component: cytoplasm. Gene Ontology annotation, molecular function: ubiquitin protein ligase activity. The transcript has a single exon. Bases 106 to 1623 code for a protein of 505 amino acids.